UUCUCCCUUGCGAACAGUGAAGGGGUUCUCUUUACUAUCGCUACCCUCCCCCCUUCAGCCUACAAACUCCUCAUCCCAAUUUCUCAGAAAGUUUUUUCUUCCCUGCAGGAAGCGCACAAAGCGAGUCCAGCCCGAACCGAGAAGGCAGCUGCACCGAGUAAAGACUGGAAACCAGGGAAUAGAGGAGGAUUCGCUCAGUUUUGUGUCUCUCUCUGUGUAAAUCUCUUCCCCCCCCCCCCACCCACCCCCACCCCCACUCAGUCAUUCCACCCCACCCCCACUCCCCCUCCAUCCCUCCCCAGUACCAUUCGUCUCCAUACCGAAUCGACAAUGACGUCUCUAACCGGGACAGCACCGCGGAUGAUGCGCCCGAGCCCAGGCCAAAGCUACAACAGGACCGGUUUCCCUCUGGAAGUGUCCACACCUCUGGGCCAGGGGAGAGUAAAUCAGCUCGGCGGCGUUUUUAUAAACGGCAGGCCACUGCCAAAUCACAUUCGACACAAAAUCGUGGAGAUGGCCCAUCACGGUAUCCGGCCCUGUGUCAUCUCCCGGCAGCUGCGUGUCUCCCACGGCUGUGUCUCGAAAAUCCUGUGUCGCUAUCAAGAAACGGGCUCGAUCCGACCCGGGGCUAUCGGAGGGAGCAAGCCCAGGCAGGUAGCAACACCGGAUGUGGAGAAAAAGAUCGAGGAAUACAAGAGAGAAAACCCCGGGAUGUUUAGUUGGGAGAUCAGAGACAAACUGCUCAAGGACGGCAUCUGUGACAGGAGCACUGUCCCUUCAGGUGAGGGAAAACUUCCAACAGCCCUCUCCAUCAGUCGGGUGUUAAGAGCCAAAUUUGGAAAGAGAGAUGAUGACGAAGAAAUGGAGAAGAAGGAGGAAGAAGGGGGCAGAAAGACUAAACAUAGUAUUGAUGGAAUCCUCGGGGAGAAAGGCAAUCGCUUGGAUGAUGGGACCUCGGACGUGGAAUCGGAGCCUGAUCUCCCGCUGAAACGAAAGCAACGUCGCAGUCGCACCACGUUUACUGCAGAGCAGCUGGAGGAGUUGGAGAAAGCCUUUGAGAGGACCCACUACCCAGAUAUCUACACCAGAGAGGAGUUGGCCCAGAGAACCAAACUCACAGAGGCACGAGUCCAGGUCUGGUUCAGUAAUCGCCGAGCUCGGUGGCGUAAACAAGCCGGAGCUAAUCAGUUGGCAGCAUUCAACCACCUGUUGCCAGGUGGAUUCCCACCCACUGGAAUGCCAACCUUGCCCCCGUACCAGUUGCCUGAGUCAUCAUAUCCAACAACUACUCUCUCCCAAGAUGGAGGGAGCACAGUCCACAGGCCACAGCCUCUCCCACCCUCAUCCAUGCACCAGAGUGGCCUGGCAGCUGCAGCAGAGAGUGGCUCAUAUGGUUUAACGUCCAAUCGACACACCUUCUCCAGCUACCCUGACAGCUUCAUGAACGCGACAGGACCUAACAACCCUAUGAACCAGGUCAGCAAUGGACUCUCUCCACAGGUGAUGAGUAUCCUGAGUAACCCUGGAGCAGUCCCCACUCAGCCACAGCAUGAUUUCUCCAUUUCCCCGCUGCAUGGGAGCCUGGACACCUCGAAUCCGCUCUCCGCCAGCUGCAGCCAGCGCUCCGACUCCAUCAAGGGCGUGGAGACCCUGCCCAGCUCACAGUCUUACUGCACACCCGCCUACAGCACCUCUGGAUACAGCAUGGACCCUGUGCCCGGCUAUCAGUACGCCCAAUAUGGACAAAGUGCAGUUGACUACCUCACCAAGAACGUGAGCCUGUCCACACAGAGGCGGAUGAAGUUGAGCGAGCACUCCGCUGUCCUGGGUUUGCUGCAGGUCGAAACGGGACAAGCUUAUUGAGGACGUCUGACCCCUGCGAGAGCUCUCGGAGCAAGGCCAGAGAGAGA
Molecule: messenger RNA, 1910 nt
Organism: Hemiscyllium ocellatum (epaulette shark)
Lineage: Eukaryota; Metazoa; Chordata; Chondrichthyes; Orectolobiformes; Hemiscylliidae
Product: paired box protein Pax-7
Exons: 9
Coding region: 331-1863 (510 amino acids)
Biological process (GO): regulation of transcription by RNA polymerase II; anatomical structure development
Molecular function (GO): RNA polymerase II cis-regulatory region sequence-specific DNA binding; DNA-binding transcription factor activity, RNA polymerase II-specific
Source: RefSeq, a predicted model, not a curated record